Messenger RNA from Cyphomyrmex costatus, 1341 nucleotides. RefSeq lists its product as uncharacterized. The transcript is spliced from 3 exons. Bases 86 to 616 code for a protein of 176 amino acids. Gene Ontology annotation, molecular function: sequence-specific DNA binding. Lineage: Eukaryota; Metazoa; Arthropoda; Insecta; Hymenoptera; Formicidae. The record is from RefSeq and is a predicted model, not a curated record.
CUUUUUCAUGGCCUACCAUGCUUGAGCUUGAUCUCCUUCUUAUUACUCCGUGAUUGCUGUGGAAUGAGAAUUUACAUCCAUCACCAUGCCAACGAAUUGCGCCGCAUAUCGCUGUAGUAAUAACAGCAAUAAAGGUUAUGCGUGUUUUCAAUUUCCGUCAGAUGUAAUUCUUCGCAAAAAAUGGGCAGCCGCUCUUGAAAAUAACUUUGUUUGGCGACCCACAGCUUCUCACCGAGUUUGUGAGGUACAUUUUGAUCGAAAGGAUAUAUCGUUUACCGCUGGACGGAAACAAUUAUGUAAAGGUGCCGUACCACGUUAUUUCUGUACGUGUCCGUAUAGGACAAAUAGGAAGAAAUCCACAAAGCAACACGACCAUAUAUAUUCUAUGAAGCGACUUGAAACUACAGAACGUGUAUAUUCGCAAGAUGCAGCAAAGAAAUUACAGGUCCGAUCGAAUACUUUGCCACAUUCUUAUGUAUUUAAUGAACACAAUUAUUGUGCUGAUAAAAGGAAUAAAAUAUAUUCAUUUGCGCAUGCCGAUGAUUGCCCAUUAUUGAAGGAUCCGAUGUUUACAAAUAAACAAUUACUGACAAUUGUUAAUAUCAAAUAUGAAUAAAAAUCAAAAUAAAUUAAACACGGAUAUUAGUCAUAAUAAAUUUGAUACAAAUUCAACACAAGCUACAAUGUCCAAGAUAGAGGCUUUGCUAACAGACAAUGAAAAUCUGAAGUUAAAUGAAACAUGUGUAAUUCAAGCCAGCAUAAAUGCUCUAAAUAAAUAAAGCCAAAAUAAAUGCUCUAAAUGCUAAACUAAAAGAAAUUGUUGCUCAAAAUAAAGUUUUAAAGCAACAACUUAAGGAACUCACUCAACAGACUAAUAAUUCAUCAGCUGGGGCAAAUUAACAUCAAGACCAUAUAAAUAUUCUGAUGAAUUCGUUAUAAAAGGACUAAAUCUCUGGACUGGAUGUGGUACAACCAUCGACAUAUAGUACUGAGUAAUAUGGUUUCUACGUAUAUUUUAUGUAAGACUAAUACUUUGAGUACAGAUGUGUCACAGGGCCCUUGAUUACAUGAUUCACUACUACCCAAACAUCGUUCUAUCUUUCUAGGUCUGUCAACAUGGUUUCGAAGCUAUACUCCGUCCAGUACUAUAUGUCGAUGGGUACAACCAAAUACAAUUGGGUUUGUAAAACACUUGGUAUUGAGCUUCCUUCACCAAGAACCCUUCAAAUGAAAAUUCAAAAUAUUUCAUUUAAUCCAGGAAUGCAAAUUUAAAAACUAAUCAAUAUAGGACUCAUCAUGGUCAUAACUAGAAUUUGAAAUUUAUUCUAUACUGAAGUUGCA